AUGUUCAAUAAAGCAUGGCUCUUGUUUAAUCCAAAAGCUCAAGCGAGGGUGUUACCAACUGUUUCCAAGACCGUUUUGGCUUUCCCUGCUUCCGUCUACGCGGAUCUGGGACAUUUUAUGUCGAUCCUCCUUGCACCCUACAUUGCAGCUCGGUGGACGAGAUUUCUGGUUGCAUCAAUUCUGGCCACUUAUUUCAAUCUUACUGGGAAUCCUAUGGCACCAGGCACUGGAAAUGCUGAAGCGUUCCUUUCUAGUGGGGCUUACAGAUAUCAAAAGCCAAGGCACUGGGAUAUCGCAUAUGCAGCAUUUACCCUCGGCCUGUCCAAAUGGAGGUGCAACGUCGUCGUGUGUUUUGAAGUAAGGAUGCUCAUGAGCAUUCAUAUCUGA
Glarea lozoyensis ATCC 20868 is the source of this 387-nucleotide messenger RNA. RefSeq lists its product as uncharacterized. The transcript has a single exon. The coding region runs from base 1 to 387 and encodes 128 amino acids. The record is from RefSeq and is a predicted model, not a curated record. NCBI's taxonomy places the organism in Eukaryota, Fungi, Ascomycota, Leotiomycetes, Helotiales, Helotiaceae.